CAACCUCCCCAACUCUGGGGAUCUCUGCUGCCUCUGACACAGACUGGCUUUGCAGGCCUGCCGUGGCUAACUUUGCCUCCCAGAUGGCCUCCAGGCUAACCCGGCUGACCCUCCUUCUGCUGUGGCUGCUGCUGGCUGAGGAUAGAGCCUCCUCAAUUCCAAAUGCUACCAGUCAGAGUCCCAAGGAUCCAGAGAGCACUCAGGAAGAAAACGAUGGCAUGAUCUUAGAGAGAAAUGUCUUCCAGAGUCUUCCCACUCUAUCCACUCAACACAUCAAGGAGUCUUCUACCAGUCCAACAACUGAGCAGCCAACAACUGACUCAACAAGCACAUCCACAACUGACUCAGCCACUGAAAUUACAACUGAUACCACGAUUGAACCCACCAACCAGUCCUUCACCCAGUAUACUCAGCCAACUACCCAGUUUCCCCCAGACUCCCCGAGCCAGCCCACCUGCCCAGAGCCUGUUACUCUCUGUUCUGAUUGGGACAUGGAGUCAGCGAAGGCUACAUUGGGGGAGGCCUUAACUGAUUUUGCCUUGAAGCUCUACCAUGCCUUCUCAGCCACCAAGAACACUGAGACCAACAUGGCCUUUUCCCCAUUCAGCAUCGCCAGUCUCCUCACGCAGGUCCUACUUGGGGCUGGGGACAGCACCAAGAGCAACCUGGAAAAUGUCCUCUCCUACCCCAAGGACUUUGCCUGUGUGCACCAGGCGCUGAAGGCCUUCAUGUCCAAAGGUGUCAACUCCGUCUCUCAGAUCUUCCACAGCCCAGACCUGGCCAUAAGGGACACCUUUGUGAAUAUCUCUCAGAGCCUGUAUGGCAGCAGCCCCAGAGCCUUGAGCAAUGACAGUGAUGCCAACCUGGAGCUCAUCAACACAUGGGUGGCUGAGAACACCAACCACAAGAUCAGCCAGCUGCUUGACAGCCUGCCCUCCGACACCCACCUGGUCCUACUCAACGCUGUCUAUCUGAGUGCCAAGUGGAAGAAAGCAUUUGGUCAAAAGAAAAAGAUGGAGACCUUCCAUGUCAAAAACUCUGUGAUACAAGUGGCAAUGAUGAGUAGCAAGAAAUACCCUGUGGCUCAUUUUACUGACCCAACUUUGCAGGCUAAGGUGGGGCAGCUGCAGCUCUCUCACAACAUGAGCUUUGUGAUCAUGGUGCCCCAGAACCUGAGAUACCAUCUGGAAGACAUGGAGCAGGCUCUUAGUCCCGCUGUGUUCAAGGCCAUCAUGAAGAAGCUGGAGCUGUCCAAGUUCCAGCCCACAUACCUGAUGAUGCCCCGCAUCAAAGUGAAGAACAGUCAAGAUAUGCUGUCGAUCAUGGAGAAAUUGGAAUUCUUUGACUUUACUUACGACCUCAACCUGUGCGGGCUGACGGAGGACCCAGACCUUCAGGUGUCGGCGAUGCAGCACCAGUCGGUGGUGGAGCUGACGGAGACCGGUGUGGAGGCAUCUGCAGCCACUGCCAUCUCUGUGGCCCGCAACCUGUUGACCUUUGAGGUGCAGCAACCUUUCCUCUUCCUGCUGUGGGAUCAGGAGCACAAGUUCCCCGUCUUCAUGGGAAGAGUGUAUGACCCUAGGGUCUGAGACCUGCCAGGCGAGGGCACAUCCUGCCACCACCCAAGCAUCAGCCGACCUGGCUAUAGCAGUCCUGGUGAUAGUCCUGCUACUGCCUGCCCUGGGCUUGUCCCCAGCUGCCUCCCACUUGAGGAGCUCGCUUAGAGUCUGACAAAGGCGUCUGUUUUACACAGUAAUCCUCACGGCCCUAUGAUGCUCUUCGGACCACUUUUACAGCUUUUGUUGGUUCAAGUUCACCACACUCUACAAAUAAAACCUGCAGACUAUGA
Dipodomys ordii (Ord's kangaroo rat) is the source of this 1849-nucleotide messenger RNA. RefSeq names its product serpin peptidase inhibitor, clade G (C1 inhibitor), member 1 (gene Serping1). Gene Ontology annotation, molecular function: serine-type endopeptidase inhibitor activity. Gene Ontology annotation, biological process: negative regulation of endopeptidase activity. The coding region runs from base 84 to 1589 and encodes 501 amino acids. The record is from RefSeq and is a predicted model, not a curated record. Lineage: Eukaryota; Metazoa; Chordata; Mammalia; Rodentia; Heteromyidae. The transcript is spliced from 7 exons.